This is a messenger RNA of Halteromyces radiatus, 1196 nucleotides long. RefSeq lists its product as uncharacterized. The transcript has a single exon. Bases 94 to 906 code for a protein of 270 amino acids. The record is from RefSeq and is a predicted model, not a curated record. Gene Ontology annotation, molecular function: protein binding. NCBI's taxonomy places the organism in Eukaryota, Fungi, Mucoromycota, Mucoromycetes, Mucorales, Cunninghamellaceae.
CUCACCCAAAGCUUUUUUUUUUUGGAUUGGUUUUUGGGUUUUUUUCCCCUUUUUUUCUUCUUUUUUUUUUUCCAGUUCUUGUUUCUUAUACCAAUGUCCUCGUUAUUGAAACUACAAGAAUCAGUAUUAUUUAAAAUCAUCUAUUACUUGAAUUUGCAGGAACUACAACAAUUAGGACAAUCGUGUCGACAAUUACAUGGACUCAUAUAUAAUAAUCCUCGCGUAUGGCAUCAACAUGUAUUAUUUCCUGCCAAAGACAGUAGGUUGACAGACAAGUUUAUUCAGCAGCUAGUACCACAAAUAACUCGACAUUAUGGGAUUCAAACACUUCGACUGAUACAACUUCCACUGAGCUGGCUUGGUUACUUAUUUAUCUUUGAUCAAUUUGCACACUCGGUAGAUCAAAUUCAAGUGGAAACAACUCAUGCUGUAUUACAAGACUUGGUAUAUCAUUUGACGGUAUUUGCAGCCAACCUGACCGUGUUACAAUCUGACAAUCAUAUCCCUAUUACUUUUCGGCAGUAUUGUCACGAUGCAUCUUAUUAUUAUCAAGUGCUUGUGGAUCAUCGUUUUUUGGGUAAAUCAAAUGUGACGGAUAUGAUUGAAUUAUUUGACACAACUGGGCAAACACUUGUUUCUAAGUUAGAUGACCCUCCCUUUGAACGAUUACGACAAUGGCAAGUGGUUUGUACUGAUCAUAAUGAUGAUGAUGAUGAUGACAACAAAAAGGAUUGUUUGACCCGACUUCAAUGCAUAGUAUCUUUUUUGGCAGGUCGACAAGUCACCAAUAAUCUAGAUCCACUCGUAACCAUUGGACAAAAACGAACUCAAGAUCAGUUGGAACCUUCUUCAAGACAAAGACAGAGAUUGGUACCUCCUCCUCGUGCCUCUUCCCUUUAUGUUUGAUUAUUAUUAUUGGUUAUUUUGUUAUUACCAUCAUUGUAUCCUUCCUUCAUUUCCCCCCUCUCCUUCAGUUCCCACGCACCCUAUCUUUAUACCAUGUUAUCUACAUCCCCCCCUUUUUUUUUCUUCUUUUUGUUCAUCGUAUAGUAAUUGUAUGACAUAGUAAAAAAAAAAAAAAUUAGUUUACAUAUUAUAUUCCCGUGCAAAAUAUUUAUCAACAGAAAUAAAUAAUUAAAUAUAUAUAUAUAUAUAUGUCAAUCUAUUAUCACUUUAUAUAUGUAUAUAUUGAUAAG